ACGAAACGUUUCACUAUGUCGACAUAACUAUAAUAACACGAUAUAAAACCGUCUAUGAUGGCUAUGAAGUACAUCUUUAUGAUUCGUCACAUCAUAUAAACACAGCCGCAGGUGCCUGAGAGCAAAAUUUGAUUAAACCCGACACGUCUCCGGUUAACAUUUGAACACAAAUUGGGAAUUCAUUGGCUGCAUGCAUGUAUAGACCACUGCAAUAUUUUAUUAAUGCCACUAAAUGCCCCAAGAGUCGUUUCGAAAUUGGGCCACGCCGAUUAAGUACGACUAUAUCAAAGUGAUGUGCGGCAAGGAUUGGAACUAAAGAUGCAUCAAUUCCAAAACCGAGUAAUAAUUUUUCUGCUCGUUUUCCUUCGUCGCAAUGGAUUCUGUUUGGAUUUCUGCUUCAAUGCUAGCCUCGAAGGCUCUCGGCUCAACAGUUCAGUUCUAAAGAGGACAAAGGUUUCGAACGAAAUUGAUUGCAUAAUAUCGUGCGUACAAGAACCAUGUUGCAGAUCUCUGAACUACAUGGAAAGAUUACCGCAAGAACACGCCAGUCUCUGUGAAAUGCUACACGAUGUCAUUUUUGAUACCUCAGCAGGGUUGCAAAAGAAUUCCUCUUAUGAUUAUGUUUUUAUUACUGCGCCACAGAAGGUAUACAAUGAACGAUGCACCGAAAAAGGAGAUUUUGAUCUGACAUUUGAAAGCGCUGAAAACUUUACUUUACUUGACCAAAAUGUGCCGAAGAUGUCCAACAUGACACUAAUGUUCUGGAUGAAUACGCUGAAAGCAGACGAAAUGACAGUUUUCGCCUACAGAACGAGGGAAGGUGCGGGGGAAUUUAAGCUUAAAAUGAAGAAAGAAAGGAUAAUGCUGGAAGUUCAAUCGCUGAAAAAGUAUUUCUUUAUUCCCCCAAUAAAUGACGGUUAUUGGCAUCACGUGGCGGUGACAUGGUCUCUUGGGAUAUACAGUGUUUCUCUUGAUGGUACAUUAGAGUACAGUGGUGAUGGUCUUUCCUCUGGCCAACCGUUGAAAGCUGAUGGUGUCUUUGUCAUCGAGAGUUCAUUCUCGGGCAAAUUGAGUCAAUUAAAUGUAUGGAGUGAUUUAAAGUCCGCUACUGCGGAUCUCGAUAUAAAUUCCAAUCCACAAAGCUGUUUAACUGACGAAGUUGGAGAUGUUAUUAAUUGGCGUUCCCUUGAGGACAGCUAUCAUGGCUGUGUGGUUGGCAAAAAACUAAUAAGUUCGUGUAAGCCGCUUCGAAAGAAUCCUGAUUAUGACUUUAUCAUGAAAAAACCAUCAUCAAACGAAUUUAACAUGAUAAAGUUAGGAAGUAUUUCAAGUCUUGAGGCUUUCACAAUAACAACCUGGUUAAAACACGAAGAGAGGACGCAAUAUGACUCAAAAUCUAUGGAAUAUGUUAAAUACCGAAGUGCUAACGGAACAAAGUUGGUGUCACUUUAUUUUACUGCAGAAUAUUUCAUCUUGAAAAUAAUCGGCACUUUUGCAAGGAAAGCAAAGAUUCCAUGGCUUUGGAAUGAAUCUCCAGCAUACUGGCACCAUUUGUCUACGACAUGGUCGAGCGAUUCUGGCCACUGGAAGAUAUAUCUCGAUGGUUCCAUGGUCUCCAUUAUGCAUGAUGUAGCUUCAAAUAUUACCUUUCAUGCACAAGGAAGAAUUUUCUUACAUGGUGGUAUGGUGCACAAUAGCCAUCAAAGUAGACUUAAUGUUUGGAGCUAUGAAAUUGAUGGCCAUGCUUUAUCAUUAAUGGCAAACAAAGGACCAUUGUUUGAAAACGGUAACGUCUUCGCGUGGUAUGGAAUAAAGUCCAAGGUUGCGGCAAGCACAGUCUUCCAAGAAACCUCGAGUGAUCUACACCACUCUCGGUCGGUGUCUGUAUACCAGAUGGAUUUUCCCUCCGCUUCAAAAGAGAACUACGUAUUAAUAAAAGACGUUGUGCAUGAAGCAAUCACGGUCUUCUCCCUUUGCUUUUGGGCAAAAUUUUUGCGCACAUAUGCUGGCGUAUUUGUCUACUCAAGUACAAAGCAUGAUGCAGAAAUUGGGGUCUUUUUAUUCAAUGACUUUGUAUUGGGCCUCUCUAUCAAGCAAUCCGGGAAAAACGGGGCUGUGAUUUCCAGCCACACAUCAUGGCAUUUUUAUUGCCUGCAGUGGAGAAGCAGUGAUGGUUUAGUCCAGACUUAUCAAGACGGAAAAAACCUUGGGACGAGAAUCGAAUCGUCAGGUUACACAAUACCCUCUAAAGGCAUCGUGGUUCUUGGCCAGGAAUUGGAUGGUUAUGGCUCGCGUUUUAAUACCAAUGAGGCAUUUCAAGGAAGCCUUGCAGGGUUAAAUCUCUGGAGCCAAUUUUUGACAGCAAAUAUUAUACAAGGAAUGGCAUCAGGGGUCCUAAAUGUUAACGGAAAUCUUCUCCAAUGGAGAAAUUUCAGAAAUCAUACAUUUGGUAUCGUGACUGUACGACAUGGAUCCGAAGUAGAGAUUCCAGAAUAUCGAGUACAGAGUCUUCGAGAUAAGUGGUGUGCGAAAAACAUCACUGAAGUUUUCACUUAUGCAAGAUUUGUUUUCGGUCCGGACACAGAUGGCUACAAGUGGCGGUGUGUUGCACCUGCGGCCAUGUUGGAUGAAAAUAUGUGUUACAAUAUCACUAAGAAGUCAUCUUUGUACUAUCCCAUGGACACGAACGAAGACAUUUUCGGAAAUAAUUGAAAAAUAUUUCCUUGACAUAAAUAACUUUGAUAUACGUAUAAAUUGGUCCCAAUAUAACAUGCAGGGAGCAGCGUGGCAGCGUCUUCGAACAUGCAAAUUCGCGUCAAAUCAGGUAUAACAACUGCCUUUAGUAACUGCAUACUAACUCUCCUGAUGAAAGCCCUCAGGUCGAAACGUUGAGAAGUAUUUUGUCUAUUUUAGGCAGUCGUUAUACUACAUUUGAUGCUACGUAAAAAUAGGUAAAAUAGAUGGGAUGUAUUUAAAGUUAAUAUGUUUUGUCCCGACUGUCGGUAAUAAUUUUGUAAAUGCUUAAUGCAUGCAAUUACCAAAUAUUUUGGGUUAGAGCUAGGGUCAUCCGAUUGAAUUUUUAACCGUGUGAAUUACUAUGCAGACGCACAACGAAAUUUUGCACUACGCACUCUUCGCACUGUGGUUUUUGGAUCGACGCACUAAGACGAUAAUUUUCCACAAAGGUUAACAUCCACACAAAGUCCUUCGUAUAUAGUUACGAUUACAUAAUAAAAAUAUUAAA
Messenger RNA from Dendronephthya gigantea, 3244 nucleotides. RefSeq lists its product as uncharacterized. The record is from RefSeq and is a predicted model, not a curated record. The transcript is spliced from 11 exons. Lineage: Eukaryota; Metazoa; Cnidaria; Anthozoa; Malacalcyonacea; Nephtheidae. The coding region runs from base 319 to 2712 and encodes 797 amino acids.